This is a messenger RNA of Caenorhabditis remanei, 774 nucleotides long. RefSeq lists its product as uncharacterized. The record is from RefSeq and is a predicted model, not a curated record. NCBI's taxonomy places the organism in Eukaryota, Metazoa, Nematoda, Chromadorea, Rhabditida, Rhabditidae. Bases 1 to 774 code for a protein of 257 amino acids. The transcript is spliced from 3 exons.
AUGCGGAAACUCAUACUGUACCUCGCGUUAUUCGGGAUAGCAUCAGCUAUUGUUGUUUCUGGUGGUGGAGGAGGUCGUGGAGGUAGAAGACGCGGUGGUCGACAAUUCUCUUCUUCGUCUUCCGUUUCUUCGCAUUCAUCUUCGCAUUCAUCUUCUGAAGAGCAUGGUGGUCACAGACCACCAGGUAGACCACCAGGAAGACGUUCUACUCAACCCCCAACACCUGAAUGUGAUUCUGGAUGGCUGCGAUUUGUGAGACCGAAUGGAGUUUGGUGUGUUCUGGUUGGCAACAGUGGAGUUGUGAAUGGGUACAUGUCCCAACCGGAUGCUGAAGUGGUCUGUUCCAGAUAUGGUGCGACUCUGACAGGAUUCCAAAACUCCGAAGAAAGAAUGAAAGUUGCUGACGAGGCACUGAAGCAGCUGGCUCCUUUGAAUCAACAAAUAGCAGGACUUUGGAUUGGAGCAACUAAUAAUCCAGGAUGCAGAGUAGCUAGUUGUGGGCCAUUUGCAACUUUCAGAUGGACAGAUGGUCAUACGACAGGAACAGAUGGAUUCAGUUGGUCACGCGAUGAACCAGAUGGAAACAACUGGCCCGGACCAACUGCGUGUAUCCAACAAAUCAUCAUGACACCUAACUAUGUCACCGGACCCAAUGACUACGCCUCGUGGAUGACCUACUUCCGCCAUGGAGCCUUUGAUAAAUUCCAAUGUGGUUCCCCAGCUCUCCCAGUGACCAGAAUGUACGCUUGUGGAAAACCUGGUGUCAGCAGAUAA